This is a messenger RNA of Cucurbitaria berberidis CBS 394.84, 303 nucleotides long. RefSeq lists its product as uncharacterized. Lineage: Eukaryota; Fungi; Ascomycota; Dothideomycetes; Pleosporales; Cucurbitariaceae. The coding region runs from base 15 to 191 and encodes 58 amino acids. The transcript has a single exon. The record is from RefSeq and is a predicted model, not a curated record.
CGCUGUCGUUCGCGAUGAUCCUUUGCUUCAUCCGUAUUCCUGAUCAAAUCAAGAAGGGACGCACGAAGUCCGUCUUGCCAAACUUGCAUCGCCACCUCAACCGCGUUGGCUUUAUCUCAUUGCUCCCGCAACAGUUCAACUACUUCUCGCAGUUCAAUACGGCGGCAACGAAUGCCCCUGGAGCUUGUUGACAGUCAUUGGGCUCUUUUGUGGGUCAGGCGCCACCUUUGCAGUCUGAUACAGACCUUCAGAUCGUCCUUCGACUGGCGGAAGCAGAGAUACGAUCUAUAGGCUUUGGGUCGA